Messenger RNA from Rotaria sp. Silwood2, 309 nucleotides. The record is from the annotation of a GenBank genome assembly. Lineage: Eukaryota; Metazoa; Rotifera; Eurotatoria; Philodinida; Philodinidae.
AUGAGAUCUCCAUCAUCUUAUCAAAAGACGUCAAAAGCCCUAUGUGGUUUUCUUCUUGAUCAUGACGACUCGCUGGGAAAUGAUUCUCUGGUUGAUGCUUAUCAGAAAACAGCUAAACAGUGGAGGACGACUUACAAGGUAGAUGAUGGCAAAAAUAUUGACAAAGAUAGCUCGCGCACAUCACAAUAUGUUAGCACGCGUGCCAUGAUAGCUGCGCCGGUUGUUAUAUACUCAUCGAGUGGAAAUGACGGUGGCAUUGGUGGGUGUGGAGGUGAUGGUAGAGGUGGUGGUGGUUGUGGUGGAGGUUGA